UGUACUGCGGCGUCCAGUGUGAGCGAGUGAACGAGUGAGCGGCUGGUUACACGGUGAUGGGUGGCCGUGAGGCGACCCCCACGGGGGUCUCAGUGUCCCGGGCCGACGUUCACCGCUGAAGGGGCUGGCAGGGGGUGGGAGGGAGGGGGGUCAGGAUGACAUUCCGGCCCCCGUGUCCCCCGGUCGGCGACACCUGCGAAUCGGGCAUCGGAAGGUGGGACGUCGAGAGGGUCUGACCGCUCCUUUGAUGCUGUUCGGCGGGACCAGACCCUCGGGCACUGAUUCCCCCCUCCCUCACCCCCACCCUCCCCGCAAGGCAGCCCCCACACCUCUCCCUCGCGAUGGGAUGCAAUAUGUGUGUCAUGGAGAAAGCUGACGGACAAAACAAGGUGCUGUCUCAGGGCCCAGCCGGACUACGACAUGGAGUUCCUGGACGUCGCCUCUCGCCGUCCAGUCCACGCGUGCUUCAUGGGAAGGAGGCGUGCAGGGUGAACCAGGAGACGUCGGCAGAGACCCUCCGCCUGCCCAGGGAGCCCCUGGUCAUCCAGGUGAUGCGGCGAAGCCCGAGGGGGAAGGCGGCCUCGGCCUCGGCCUCGGCCCCGGAGCCACAGCUGGUGGACAACGGGACCCAGACGGACAUCACCUUCGAGCACAUCAUGGCCCUGAGCAAGGUCCGGCCCCCUUCGCCGCCCCCCGUUCUGCUGGAACCAUAUGUCCUGUCUGAUCUCCCCCCGCUGGGCAACGACUUCUACGAAGCUAAUGACUACAUGGACAGCGGUCACCAUGAAGUGGAUCGAUCUGAGGACUUGGAGUACGAGGAGGUGGAGCUGUACAAGGAGAGGCAUCAGGAGAAGUUGGGUCUGACUGUGUGCUACCGCACUGACGACGAGAACGACACCGGGAUCUACAUCGGGGAGAUUAAUCCCAAUGGUAUCGCGGCGAAGGACGGUCGGAUACGGACGGGAGAUCGAAUCGUUCAGAUAAACGGAGUCGAGGUGCAGAACAGGGAGGAGGCGGUCGCCAUCUUGACUCGAGAGGACAGUACCAACGUCUCCUUACUCCUAGCCAGGCCGGAGAUAGAGCUGGACGAGGGAUGGAUUGAAGAGCGAGGAGAAGCUAUGGAAAUUGCCAGUCGAGAGGAGGGCGAGGAACCGCUGCCGGGCCUCGGCAAUGCUGCACCAGUGAAGCACAAGGAAGUCGAUGAGGAAGAGGAGGAGGAGGAAGAGGAGGAGGACGAGGACGAGGACGACGAGGGGAAGGGCUCGGCCGACCCCGGCAACGUGCUGAGCAACAGCCAGGAGCUGGACAGCGGCGUGGGCCGGACGGACGAGAGCACCCGCAACGACGAGAGCUCGGAGCACGACAUCCUGGCGGACGAGCAGGCGAUCACCGUCACCAGCACCGCGGGCAGCGGCACGCCGGGCGGUGGGCGGAGGCCGCGGCCAUCCAAGGGCGAUGGUCAGACCGGCCGCCGGCGCGGUGACCUACACCUCAGCACCGAGUCGCUGCCGGGGCUGACCGAGGAAGAGUGCCUUCGGUACCGGGAGUUGCUGGAGCUGCGCUGCCACCUGGAGAACGGCAACGCCGCCGCUCUCUGCUACCGGGCCGCCGGCCGGGCGCUGGACGUCAACCGCAACGAGGGUGUGGGCCGGCUGGCGGCCACGCUGCAAGAGGAACUGGGGCAUCUCGAAUUCAAGUGCCGCAACGUGCUGCGGGCGCAGAAGAUGCAGCAGUUGCGGGAGCGAUGCAUGAAGGCGUGGCUGGCCGGCGAGGCUUCGCCCUUUGACGGCGGAGGAGGAGACCCGCUGCGAAGGGGCGGUCUGUGCGACAUCACCGAGCUGCCCGAGCGCUCGGACCGCGACAGCACCAGCGCCUACAACACGGGCGAGAGCUGCCGCAGCACGCCGCUGUUAGCCGAGCCCGCCCUCCUGCCCCCCGCCGUCACCGCCGCUGCCCCGGACAGCCCGUGGCGCCGCCUCGGGGCCGGCACCAACCUCAACCUGGAGCCGCCGGCCGGCCUGGCUAGCCCUCCCCGCUUCAGGAGCCUGCCCCGGCACCAGGAGAGGUCGGGCAGGAAAGGUGCCAAGGCGACGGGUGAGGGCAGCCCCUACCUGUCUCGCUGCCGCCAUCGCUCGCCCGGCACCGGCGAGCGCUACCGCAGCUGCGUCCAGUUGACCCAACCCCAGCCUGGACCCGGACCCGGGCCCGGGCCCGCCCCCGAGGGUCUCCUCCCUGCACCCCCGGCGGCCGGCGGCACCCCCCGGCUCCCGUCCGAAGGCCGGAGCGAGUGGAGGGUGAAGGUGAGGAGCGACGGCUCCCGGUACGUGGCCAAGCGGCCGGUGCGGGACAAGCUGCUGAAGGCCCGGGCGCUGAAAAUACGCGAGGAGCGCAGCGGAAUGACCACGGACGACGACGCCGUCAGCGAGAUGAAGAUGGGCCGCUACUGGAGCAAGGAGGAGCGCAAGCAGCACCUCGCCCGGGCCCGCGAGCAGCGGCGGCGCCGCGAGUUCAUGAUGCAGAGCCGGCUGGACUGCUUGCGGGAGCAGCAGGCCGGCGAGGCGGCCCGUGGCGACCUCAGCAUCCUCGCCCUGAGUCACAAGAAGACGAUGCGGCGUCGCAACCGCAGGAUCUUGGAUAACUGGAUGACCAUCCAGGAGAUGCUGGCCCACGGCGCCCGGACGGCCGAUGGCAAGCGAGUCUACAACCCGCUGCUCUCGGUCACCACCGUUUGAGUGGGGGGUGAUAGCUUCACUCCCGGCUUUUGCCGGCGAGGGUCGCGGGUCGCACCGGGACUUAUGACUUUUGUCGCGGGUAGGGGGGAGGGGUAAGUUGCGAUGCUGGCCGAACCCGGGACGCUGCCUCGCUGUCUCUCCAUCGGGGUUCACGGGGAAGGGAGUUCAGAUUCCCCUCAAGCGUGUUGUACAGGUGGGAGAUCUCGCUCUCUCUCACAGGCACGCACUCUCUCACGUACACACUCACUCUCACGCUCUGUCCCUCACUCCCCCUCAGUCUCUUUCAAACUCACUCUCUCUCUCUCUCUCUCUCUCAGUUACACACUCACUCACGUCCUGUCCCGCACUCUGUUUCAAACACUCUCUCUCACGCACUUUCUCACCCACUAUCUCUCUCUCUCACGUACUCACUCCCUCUCACUCUCUUUCAAACACACUUUCUCACUCGGGCUCUCUCUCACGUACACACUCACUCUCACGCACUGUCCCUCACUCCCUCUCACUCUCUUUCAAACUCUCUCUCGCGCGCGCGCUCUCACUCUCACGCACUUUCUCACACUCUUUCUAACACACACACUCUCUCGCACGCUCUUCACAACUCUCCCUCACACACACACACACACACACACACUCACACUUAAUCUCUCAUACUCUUGCAGUCUCUGUCUCUUUCACGCUCGCUCUCUCGCACGCUGUCUUCACAACUCCCUCACACACACAAUCUCGCAUACUCUUGCAGUCUCUCUCUCUCUCACCCUCUCUGUCAAGUGUCUUUUUCUUCCGUUUGCUCGCUCUCUCUGUCUCACUCAGCCUCUCUCUAUGCCUCACACACACAACAACCCUUACCCAGGGAGCAGUGAGCGGGGAUCAACAGAUUUAUAUUACACCGAACAGGGUAGGCUGUUCGGCCCACAAUGUUGUGCCAACCUUUUCACCAGCUAACACUCCCUUCCCGCAUAGCCGUCCAUUUUUUAAUCAUCCAUGUGCCUGUCUGAGAGUUUCCUAAAUACUCCAACAUCGCUGUCUCAACCACCGCACUGGCAACUUGUUUCACACACGCGCCGUUCUCUAAGUCAAAAAAAAACCUACCUCUGACAUCUCGGCCUGAAACAUCAACUGUUUAUUCCCCUCCGUAGAUGCUGCCUGACCUGCUGAGUGCCUGCAGCAUUUUGUCAUUGUGUGUGUGUGUGUGUGUUGCUCUGGAUUUCUAGCAUCAGCAGAAUCUCCAUUCCCCUCUCAACACCGUAAAGUUACGCCCCCCAUCCCCCACCCUGGUUUCGGCCAUGUCUGCCCUGGGUGGAGGGAGUUUCUGGAAGCCCACUCUGUUUAAGGUCUGGGGAAGGGGGGGGGUCGAAGUGCGAAGUGAGGGGCAGAGACCAGUGGGUGGCUGAAAUGGGUUAUCAGAAGAACUGGCAGAAUCAAGCCAUUUGAUGCAGUUUGAGGGGUUUUUAAAAGGACCUGUGGAUAUGAAAGGAUUGGAUUCACAAGCAGAGGACGUUCAGUAUAAAUUUGGCAUCGAGAUUGGAGCAAUGCUAUUUGUACUGCUAUAUAUUGUAAAUAAGACCAUUCGGCCCACUCAAGCCUGCUAGACAGGAGCAGCAGGUCACUCUGACCUUUUCCAUCUUGCUGUGGAGGAACAGGGAAACCCUGGCACACCCAAAUAAGAGGAGACACUUUUAUCUCCUCAACCUUUUGCAGGAACAGUGGGGCUGGGAGGGGCAUUCAGCCCAUGCUGGCUGGCUGCCUGCCUUACCCUUUCUAUCCAACUAGCCCUGGUGGACCACGAUGUUGUUAAAUGGCUGGCUUUGAGACCUGACAGCUUUGACUGUCUUUGGAGUGAUAGACUCCUCAUUUCUUCUCCCCCCUCACCCACCAUGGGAGAAAUAGUUUUUACAUUUCACUCCCAACCCCAGAUCUCCAAGCAGUAGGAAUAGUUUAGGUCUCCUGAGGGGUGGGGACUCUUAACUAGGUAAAAUUCCUGAUGUUGCAACCCCUAAACCCUGAAGACAACAGAGGUUCUGCACUCUCACUGUGAUCAGCAGUGGCUGUAGUAGCCCUGGGUCAGUAAGGGUUGGAGACAGAUUGCAGGGCAGUGGGAGUGGAUCAGGGACUGAAUGUGGGACAGUGGAGACUGGAGCUUGACUCCAGGAUGGUGGGGAAGGGGGGAGCUGGAGACUGACUCUGAAACAGUGAGGGAGGGGGGAGUAGUGACUGACUUUGGGACAGGGGAGUGCAGGAGACUGACUUUGGGGAAGGGUGGCCAAGGAGACUCUCUUUGGGAUGGGGAGGACCACAAGAGACUGACUUUGGGACAGGGGAGCACAGGAGACUGACUUUGGGGUGGUGGGGAGGGUUGGCCAAGGUUUCUUUGGGACGGGGUGACGAAGGAGAAUGACUUUGGGACAGGGAGGGCAGAGGAGACCGUAUUUAGGAUGGAUGGCACAGGAAAUUGUCUUUGGGAUGGGGGGCAGGAGAGACUGACUUUGGGAUGGGGAGGGCUGGGACAGUGGGAUAUUGGAUAGUGUGGAUGAGACUGUUUGACUUUAGGGAUGGUUAACUGGCCCCAAUCCCUUGUCUCCAGAGUCUGGUGAUGUCUCCAGUCUCCUGGUUUCGGAGUUCGCACCGGCGGUAGGUUUGCAGAUAGCGGCAGACAGCUUUGCCUUCGCAGGGGCCGCCAAGCGGCUUCUGAGAUUGAUGCCUGAUUGCAGGAGGCUGGUUCUUCUCCCGUGACCUGCCAAUACCGCUACACCCCAGGAUCUCUUCUCCCCACCCAGGAAUCCUACUGCCAUGGCCCCAAAGGAAGGUGCUUCCCUCAGCCUCGAGAAUUGAGGCCAGACCAGGCCGAGGCCGAGGCACCGGCGGUAGGAGAAUGGCCCGAGCUCUCCCCCCACCCCGGAGCACUCAGAUUCCAGGCGAAACCUCGGCAGGGCUCUCCUCAUCCCUGAAUGACUAUAUUCAGGGAGAUCUGAUAGAGGUAUGCUAAAUUACCAGGGUGUAGACAGGGUAAAUGCAAGCAGGCUCUCCCCGCCUGAGGCUGGGCGAGACUAGAACUCGAGAUCAUAGGUUAAGGGUGAAAGGUGACAUAUUUAAGGGAACCUGGGAGGCGGAAUCUCUUCACUCGGAGGUGAGAUUGUGGAACGAGCUGCCAGUGGAAGUGGUUCGAUUGCAUCAUUUAAGAGAAAUUUGGAUAAGUACGUGGAUGGGAGGGUUAGGGAGGGCUAUGGUCCAGGUGCAGGUUGAUGGGACUAGGCAGAUUAACAGUUCGGCACGGAGUAGAUGGACCGAAAGGCCUGUUUCUCCGAUUCCGUGUCAAUGACCCUGCUGGGAAUUGACCAACCCUGGAUAUUGGGCCCCAGGGUAAAAACCAUUAUCUCUCCCGUCAGACGGUUUAGCUGCUCUGACAUUUUCUGGCAUCUUCCCCCUUUCCUUUCCAGUCGCGAUGAAGGGUCUCAACCCAAUAUGUCGACUGUUUAUUCCUCUCCAUCGAUGCCGCCUGACCGCAGAGUUCCUCCAGCAUUUUGUGUGUGUUGUUCUGGGUUUCCAGAUCUGCAGAAUCCCUUGAACACUCUGCUCAGCCUAAAUCAUCCACUGACUCCUGCCCGUCCCCUCACCCUACAAAACAACCACGCUGUUCACACCUCACCGCCGCUCUCCCGACGCCACAGGGGUUUUCAGCUGGGGGCCUGUCUCCAGGGAGUCCAACUCCAUCCCAGGCCGGUGGGAAAUCUGAGCAAUGGAGUCAUUUUGGAAUAAACAGUUUUUAUUUAGAAUAUUAACAAACACAGGAGGUUCUGCAGAUCCUGGAAAUCCAGAAUGAAUAGGUGGGGGUGAGGAAGCAGGCUGGCUGGAAAGUGAUGGACAAAGCCAGUCGGGUGGGAAUGGUAAAGAGCUGGAGAGGAAAGACUAUGAUAGGAGAGGAGAGUGGACUGUAGGAAAAAGAGGAGGAGGUAAUAGACGGGUGAGAAGAAGGGGUAGGAGCCCAGAGUGAGGAACAGAAAAGAGGGAACAAAUGUUACCGGAAGGAGAAGUGGGUGUUCAUGCCAUUCGGCUGGAGGCCACCCAGACGGAAUAUGACGUGUUGCUCCCCCACCCUAAGGGUGGCCUCACUCGCCCUAGCAGAUGAGGAGGCCACGGAGUGACACGUCUACCUGAAUGGGGAUAGGAAUUUGAAUGGCUGGUCGCCGAUGAAGCGAAGGUUCAUCAAUAUGAGUUCGGGCAUCGCCGCCCAGCCCAGGUGACAGACUCCAGGCCCGUGCAAAUGCGACCAGCUUUUCAAUGUACCCUGAGAUGGGCAGCGGCCCGAGGAAUGUUCGGGAAACGGCCGCUCCCAGCUAGUCAGUGGACAUCUUGCCACUGGACCGUCUCUUUCUCUUCCCACGGGUGCUGUCUGACCUGCCGGGCGCCUCCAACCUUUUCUCCCCCACCCCCUUCCCAAACACUCCCUUUCUUCUCGCCUGCGUUACAGGAGCCAGUGGAUUUGCCGUCCCAGCGCCUUCCCCACCCGCAGUAACCUCCCGGCAAGAAUCAGUACCUCGUAUCACACAGAGGAACGUCACGCAGCUCAGUGGGGCUAUGCCGGCUCUCAAAUGUGAUCCUGUCAACUUCUCUCACUGUACCCCAGAAAUUAAAACUACAUUCCACGCGUGCCGACUCCCUCCAGACCGGCGGGAAGCGAGCCCGGGUCGCUGGUACUGUACAGCGUUACUCUCACCGCCACGCUACCCUGCCGUCCAUUGGAAACUCAGUAACUAACACGGACGUCUUUGGAGUGUGUGUGGGGUGGGGUGGGGGGGGGUGGGAUUGGCGGAGUACCUGAA
This is a messenger RNA of Mobula hypostoma (lesser devil ray), 7549 nucleotides long. RefSeq names its product PDZ domain-containing protein 4-like. The transcript is spliced from 9 exons. Bases 342 to 2732 code for a protein of 796 amino acids. The record is from RefSeq and is a predicted model, not a curated record. Gene Ontology annotation, molecular function: protein binding. NCBI's taxonomy places the organism in Eukaryota, Metazoa, Chordata, Chondrichthyes, Myliobatiformes, Myliobatidae.